Pararge aegeria (speckled wood butterfly) is the source of this 1980-nucleotide messenger RNA. RefSeq lists its product as uncharacterized. NCBI's taxonomy places the organism in Eukaryota, Metazoa, Arthropoda, Insecta, Lepidoptera, Nymphalidae. The record is from RefSeq and is a predicted model, not a curated record. The coding region runs from base 161 to 997 and encodes 278 amino acids. The transcript is spliced from 5 exons.
CACACGUGUUUCAAAUAAAUCAAUAAAGUUAAGAAACCGAUGACCGGUUUAAUAAUGUAAAGACGUGUUUUCACGUGAUCCAAUUUGAUUAAAGACUUUUUUGAGUGUUAAAUAAGAUCUUUAUAUUUGGAGUAAAUAGUUAUCUUUAAGUAUCUACAAUAUGAAAUCAGUGUUUUGCUUGGUGAUGUUGUCGCUGAGCUCAGCGUACGCCGACAUUGCAGGAGAGUGUGAUAUGGCGGGCUUCUACCUCGAGCUGGGCUGCACGCCGCUACCCCAAGCUGACAAUACAACCAUAUGUCCCGACGCUUUCGAUUGUCCCGACCUACGGAUCAAUCCUGACCCUAACACCUGCUAUUAUAGAGGGGUCUCCUACAAACCAGGCGCUCCGUUCCCGCAGAACGUUGUCAAGAACCCAUGCACCAAGAACUGCGGCUGCAGUAUCAUCAACGGUGUACCACAGUUCACAUGCGCAGUUGUUGACUGCGUGGAAGCUGAAGACGCCGAAGAGUGUAUCCGUACAUACGAGGUCGAUUCGUGCUGCAGCAGUGGGCCUGUUUGUGGUAAAGACGCCAUAGCCAGUUUAAAGACCUGCGAAAUUGAUGGAGUGAUGUACAAAGAAGGUCAGGCGUUCCAACCGGUCAAUACAAAGAAGACUUGCGUUUGUACUGCUGAGUGGAACGGCCGAUAUGAUGAUCCAGCAAGCUGCAGGGACCUUGACUGUGCCGUGGAGAUCCAUUACCAGGAUAUGAUUUUUAGCAAGUGUGCUCCAGUGUUCUUCGGAAAUCAGCUGGGCUGCCCUAUAUCGUUCGUGUGUCCAACCGAAGAAACAAAAGUUAUACACGGACAAAACAUUCGCGGCAUCAGCUCGCAAUGCUUCUACGGAAACAUGACUGUCAACGUUGGAGAUACGGUUACAGUGGCUGAGAAAUGCACCAAGUGUGUCUGCAAUGUUCCUCCGUACAUAUCUUGCAUUAUGAAGGGAUCUUGUGAUGAUUAAGUAGUUUUAAAGCCCAUAGUUUAAUAUUAUAAAUGAGAUAACAAUAAAAGUAAAAAUGAUACUUUGUGUUUUGGUAUGAGGUUUUCACAUCUAAACACUGAAUCGAUCUUCAUGUAAGGCACAGAGAUGGGAAACUUUUAUAAUUUAUCGCUAGAAACAGGACUUUUUUAUAUGGGAAAGGAGCUGUGCACCUGUGCAGCAAGAGCUGAGGUACCUCCUGCGGUGCUGUUUAUCUCAUAAAGUCCGCGAACCAUAUGAGCUAAAUAUCAACUAAAGACUCUCUAAAGUACCGCAGCAUUGCAUUCCGUCCAGUGCAGCUUAACCCAAUAAUUAGUUCUGACAAAUAGAUGUAACUUUUGUAUCGGGGAGUGAAGCGUGUUUAUCAACUUGAACUGUAACUACUAAGGGGAAAAGUUGCUCGAAGUUAAGCUAUAUAAAUUAAGUUGUCCCAAACAACCUUUUGCAACCCGUAACUGUUAUUUAUUAUGACAUAUAAAACUUUAUAUGUAAUAUAAAGCUUUCUUUAAAAAUGUAGGUAUAUUAACUUACAUUUAAAGCAAUGGCAGUUAUGAUAAGCCCGGGUAUUACGUUCCGCCAUCUUGCUAAUAACAAAUGAUUGCAGUGCGCCUAAUAAAACAAAGUGCUUUGAAUAAAAUAUUUAUUUAAUUACUAAAUAAAAAAAAUAUUUUUUAUUGUAUAGUAUGGGUGUAAACACACAGUAUGUUAUAAAAUAUGUCUUCAAUACAUUUAAUUCUAAUUUAAUAAUACUAACGGCGAGGUUUGACAUAAAACUUAUAAAUAAUAACAAAAAGAAAUUCACAAUUAUGUACAUACACCACAGCCUUAUAGGACCUUUGUAAACUAUUCUUAAAUAACGUUGUGACGACCUAAAACUAUUAUUUAUAUACAGUUAAGUACUUACUAAGUAAAAGGGUUAGAUUUAAUUAAUAUUUAUGUAAUUAUAUCAAAUUUAAUACAAUGAA